Molecule: messenger RNA, 849 nt
Organism: Fusarium pseudograminearum CS3096
Lineage: Eukaryota; Fungi; Ascomycota; Sordariomycetes; Hypocreales; Nectriaceae
Exons: 3
Coding region: 1-849 (282 amino acids)
Biological process (GO): actin cytoskeleton organization; cell morphogenesis; barbed-end actin filament capping
Cellular component (GO): actin cortical patch; cytoplasm; F-actin capping protein complex
Molecular function (GO): actin filament binding
Source: RefSeq, a predicted model, not a curated record
AUGGCCGUCGAUCCCUUUGAUUCAGCUCUCGACCUCCUGCGCCGCCUCAAUCCUAAGCAGACAACCGACCAUCUUAACGCUAUUAUCUCUAUCGCCCCUGAUCUGACCGAAGAUCUCCUCUCAUCUGUCGACCAGCCCCUCACCGUGCGCCGCUGCAAGCAGACAGGCCGAGACUACCUCCUCUGCGAUUACAACCGUGAUGGUGAUAGCUACCGCUCACCGUGGUCCAACCAGUUCGACCCGCCUCUGGAUGAGGCUGGAUCUGGAGGUGUAGGUGCUGGCGGUAAUGAGGGUGCGGGCGAAGGUGCGAUCCCGAGCGAGCGUGUUCGCAAGAUGGAAGUCAAGGCGAACGAGGCUUUCGACGUCUACCGUGAUUUAUAUUACGAAGGUGGUGUGAGCAGUGUCUAUUUCUGGAAUCUUGACGAUGGAUUCGCAGGAGUUGUGCUCCUCAAGAAAUCUUCUCCUCAAGGCGGCAAUUCCGAGGGUGUCUGGGACUCUAUCCAUGUUUUCGAGGCCAUCGAACGAGGAAGAAGCACCCACUAUAAGCUAACAUCUACUGUGAUUUUGACAUUGUCAACUUCUGGUGGUAACUUGGGUGAAAUGGACCUGAGCGGCAACAUGACACGCCAGGUCGAACAGGAUCUCCCUGUCGAGAACGACGAUAGUCACAUUGCCAACGUCGGACGAUUGGUUGAGGAUAUGGAACUCAAGAUGCGCAAUCUACUGCAAGAGGUUUAUUUUGGCAAGGCCAAGGAUGUUGUGGGUGACCUGAGGAGCAUUGGUAGCUUGAGCGAGGGAGCACGAGACCGUGAGGCGCAGCGAGAACUCAUUGGAAGCAUGAGGAAAUGA